AUGCGUCAAGUUAACGUUCUAUUUAUAUUUUUGUGUCUAGAAAUAAUACAGUUUGGAAAUUCUUCAAAUUUAUGGUUAAAUACUAAAGACAAACGCGUUGAAUUGUUACAAGAAAGAGCUCAUAACAUGACAGGACGUAAAAAGAUAAAUAAUAAUUUAUUUGCUGUACAAUUUAAAAGUGUAUCAUGUCAGAUAUAUUACUAUGACAGUGAGUACGCAAAGACACCGGAAUCGGAGGAUAAAAACAAAUCGUUAUCGAAAUUUUAUGUUUGCAUGAACUGUAUAUUUGCCGAAUGGAUUCAAAAUAAAUUGUUUAAAUUUGUUAAAGGAUUUCCAUUGUUAUAUCAAUCAAAACUUAUGGACGAGUAUGAUGCAUACAAAUCUGAUUUUAAGAAAUCACUUGCGGUUUUAAACGGAAUUAUGGAACAAACAGUACGGUUCAUAAAUAUACUGUUCAAUUUUUUGAAUAUAGUAACUUACAGUGCGUUUAUGGAUAUAGAUUUGUUAAAAACAUUGUUGUCGUUCAGUUUUAAAAUCAACUAUAUAAAUAAUCUUCAAUAUCAAUAUGAGUACGACGAAAGAUUAAAAGNUGUGACAUUACAUCUGAUUAUGCAAAUAAACAAUUUUAUGGCUAUUGGACGACCGACAGUGAAGCAACCGAAAAUGACAUAAACGAAUUCCUUCGGGAAAUAAAGCCAAUGAAUUUAGAAACAGUACGUGAGUAUUGCAGUACGAAACAAAUGUUAUUGGGCAAUAUACUUGUAGAUAGUGUAGAUACUAACUGUGUAACUAAGGAUCUAGAAAUGGUGUACUUCGAAUGUGAAUGUGAAAACAAUGUAUCCAUAAAUACUCAAGCAUUCUUCGAAAAAAUUAAAUUUUCUGAUAAUCUGGAAGUGAUAUUCUGGUAUAUGAAAUCGGUUUACAUCGCAAUCGUAAAAUUAAUAAGUAAGAAAACGCUCCUAGCAUUAGAAGAUAUUUUACUAAACAGAAAAAAAAAAGAAAAUGUCAUAAAAUUGAAUGGAGAUUUUUUUACAUGGUUCGAUACAAUACAUUUUUUCUUUUCAAUUUAUUCGGAUUUGCCUUUGGAGUUGAUUGAUAGUUUCAGAAGAUUAAUUAAAAACAGGAUAAUUGAUGAUGAGAGCCUACAAAAAUUAAUGAAAAAUUUACGAAUGUAUAACACAAAUAAACUGAAAUACAAGAAAUCGGAGCUAUAUUAUCCAAAAGUUAAAAUAAGUGUACGUCAUUCUUUAGAUAGAUCACUGGAAGAUUUUAUGAAUUCAAUGAUUAAUAAAAUUGAUGAUUACAAAUGUUUCGUUAAUUUACUAGAAUUCCUAUACGUAGAAUACAGUAGGUAUUACACGCCUUACAUGAAGAACGUCAAAAAAGUGUUCACGUUCAUGGAAGUAAAUCUAUGCGGAAAUGGUGCACGUGAGCAAUACAAACCUCUGAAUAAUUUAUAUGAGUAUUUUAACACUGAAAGUAGUAAACCGAGUAUGUCCACAUCCGUGUAUCUUGCUAAUAAUUAUGAUUCUGCCGUCAAAAACGGCUGUGACUUGGUUGUCAAAUUGUAUCAGUAUUGUUUCGAGACAUUUAUAGUUCUUAACGAUAUUCAAUUUAAAUAUACAAACACAAAUGACAUAGAUUUCAACGAAGUCAAGGAAAAUAUCAACUCUAUCAUAAAUUAUUUGACAGAUUCAACAAUUAAAUAUGAAAAUACUUCCCUUAAUAGAAUCACAUUUAAUUUGAUUCCGUUAAUACCGUUCGUAGGAGUCCAGCUUUACGACAAACGGAUUUAUUCUGAACUAAAACGGCUAGUGCAUGUGAUCAUGUCUGAACUAAAUACGUAUGGAAUAGAUUACUGCGUUCCGCCAAGUAAUAAUUAUUUGUUAUUUAACAAUAUCGAUUUGGAUAGAAUUGGUAAACACAACACAUAUUUCGUUGAAUGGCAAAAGUAUAUCGACUCACUAAGCGUGAAAAAGGAACUUCCUAGUUAUUCGGAUUUGAGCAAAAUAUAUUCCGACCAAUACCCUUUUAUCCUUGUGUACGACCAAAUCGUAUUGUUUAAAUGGAAAGGCGAAUUAAAACCUCUUACAUAUAUUUUUUUGAAUAUUAAUAAUGCGAUUACUUCUUCGAUUUAUGUAAACGCGUUAUACGAUCUUUAUUUUAAAUUUACUCUUGUCGUUAUGUUUUAUGAAGCACAAUGUCUAAUGAAACAUUUAGAUGCAGAUAAACGUAAUAUUAAUGUAGAAGAAAUGACUUAUGGAAAAUAUGUUAUUGCCAAAUUACCACCCGAGAGUGAUUUUCCUCCAUAUUUUAACGAGUUUAUAUCAAACUACAGUUUAUAUAUGAUCUCAUACUAUUCAUGUAUUACAGCGCCAGACAAUUGCAAAUCUGAAAAAAUGUAUAUCGAUAAUGAAAGUAAUUUAUAUGAUCUAUUCAGAAUAUAUGGCGUUGAAUUGGAUAUCAAGUCACGGAAACAGGCAUCUGUUUUACCCAUUGACAAAUCGAAAAACAAAAAUAUUUUUCAAUGGCUUACAUCGACGAUUUUUUCGGAGAAAUUAGACGAGUUUGUGGAAAUAGUAGAUGAGUUAUUAUUAACUGUAAAGGAGGUUAAAAUGCUAUUUGAUGUGUAUGAAUCGUAUUAUAAAAAUAUACCGGAUUAUUAAUUUUACUGACGGUAAAAAGGUGUAAGGCAAAAUAAGACUCGAAUAUUAUUAACUUUAUAACUUAUACCUAUACUAAUAUACUGACCUAAAACUUAAUAACGUAUUAAUUAUUCCUCUGAAACCUGGGACCGAAAACAUAAACCGACGAGGUUAAUUAACUGUUUGUAUAUCAUUAAAUCGUUUUAAUUUUCAAACGUCGAUGUUUGUCGUGUAAAAUGACACGAUAAUUAUUAUUCAUAGCUUUCCACCAAACUAACAAAAAUUCCAACGAAUUAAUAUCUAUUUCGAACAUUUUUCAGAUAAAUAUUUUUAAAUGUACACAAUGCACACCGCACUCUCAUGAUCUCGCUGUGUUACAGUUACAAGUAGAAAUGUGCGAUAGUAUUUUUUUCUUUUAAAUAAUUUGUUUGUACCUACUCAGUUGUAAUAGCGGUAAUUAAAUUACACAUUUUUUAAUUAUUCAAUAUUGUUUUCUAUUUAUUAUUAUUUUUAAGUGAAUAAUGUACAAAUUAUGUGAUUUGUACAAAAUUGAUUUACACGAAUCGUAC
Cinara cedri is the source of this 3214-nucleotide messenger RNA. The record is from the annotation of a GenBank genome assembly. NCBI's taxonomy places the organism in Eukaryota, Metazoa, Arthropoda, Insecta, Hemiptera, Aphididae.